This is a messenger RNA of Acanthochromis polyacanthus (spiny chromis), 2566 nucleotides long. RefSeq names its product bora aurora kinase A activator (gene bora). Bases 131 to 1795 code for a protein of 554 amino acids. The record is from RefSeq and is a predicted model, not a curated record. Gene Ontology annotation, biological process: regulation of mitotic nuclear division; activation of protein kinase activity; regulation of mitotic spindle organization. The transcript is spliced from 12 exons. Gene Ontology annotation, molecular function: protein kinase binding. Gene Ontology annotation, cellular component: nucleus; cytoplasm. Lineage: Eukaryota; Metazoa; Chordata; Actinopteri; Pomacentridae.
CGAAAUUGAAAUGAACGUUUGAACUGUCUCUGCUGAUUGUUUGCUGCUGAGUCUUCAUGAGGAUCUUUUUUUAACUGUGUGAUCAAAGUCCCGACCCAUUAAUAGUUGAUAUUUGGUUUGGUCAGCUAAGAUGGGGGACCAUAUCGAGCCACAGAUCACCCCAGAGACUCCAGGCAGGCCUUCCAUUAGGAACCCCUUUGAAAGUCCCAAUGACUACCACCAUCUCCGGGAACCUCUGGUCCCAAGCCCCUCUGUCUUCAAAUCCAAGCCUUGUAAAGCUACUCCACCCAAGUUUAACUGGUCUAUCGAUGAAAUGGCAAGUUUCCUACCUGUACAUAUAGACCCAGAGGAAAUCCAACGACAGUCUUUUUACCUCAGCCAGACAAGGACGGAUUCUGACAUUGAGGAAAAACGUCAGAAUGCUAUUGAGCAGUUUUUUACCAAAGGAGCCAUUGUGCCUUCCCCCUGGGCAGCACCAGACAUCCGAAAAGCCCCUCAGAUGUAUAAGAAAAGUUCUAAGUCUGCAAUGAUUGCAGAGGAGCCUGAAAAAAUCUCAGUUGCUUGUCAGACAACCCUUUCGUUGCCUUUGGCUUUUGACUUGGAGAAAGUACUAGGGGAAUAUUACCGCUACGAGGAGCCGUGUGAUGCUAUGCAGGAGAGUCUUAGUUCCUCCUCCUUGAGACGAAAACUGUUCCUCGAUGGCCAGGGCAGUUACAGCGGCUCUGAUAGCUCGAGUCCACCAAGCCCAGACAGAAGCCAUGCUAGACGAGAGAGGAAAUUAAUCAACGGAGGAGAGGAAGCUGUAGAAGGGGUUGAAGGUUCUGAGGUUAUGUCACCUAUCUUUUCCUCCCCUUUGUCCUGUGGUGUGUCGGCUCCAACUCCCUCUACAGAUCAGUUCUCAUCCAGUCCCAUCCAGCACGGCUGUUUCCGGGACUGCAGCCUCGGCAGCAUCAGUAGUCCUAUGUUUCCUGAUAGAUCGUCUCCUGCUGGCCUCGUCUCACCCACAGUUUCUCCUAUUGUUGCACACGUAGCACACACGCCCAUAUCCUCAGCUGAGAGGAAGCAUCAAAGUAAUUUCACUCCGCCUGGUGUUCCCCUGGACAUAGAUGUAACAUCCUGCAAUGAGAGUCCGUUUGUUGAAGGUUGCUCUCCCAUUCGUAGCUGCUCCCCACACCAGCUCCAUUGCCACAAUGAGCCCCACCAUGUCUCCAGACCCAAGCCCAGACCCAGAGUCCGCUGCUGGGCUUCUCCUCCCCUCAUCUCCCCGAUCCUCAACUCUAAGCUCCAAGACAAUCACGAAGCAGAGGAACCACUUAUAUCUUCCUCAUCCUCCUCCUCUUCCCUUCCCCCUAUGGAUCUGGAUCCAUUGUCACCCCUGGUCAGGGAUGCCCACCCUGUUGAUGCUGAGAGAGUUACAUUGGAUCCUAUGGAACCUGUGAAAAUGGAGGAAGGAAAGGAUACAGGGAGAGAAGUGAGACUGGAAGAGGAGGAGGAGGAAGAGGAAGAAGGUGGAAGGCCUUCAGGACAGCUGACCAGCUCACGGAUGGGGAAUGUGUCGGCAGUAGAAAGCUCUCAGAUGUUUGUGUCUCUUCUGGCAGAGGGAAGCAGCAUACGCUACGAUUCUAGCAUGCAGGUGGACAGCGGCUACAACACUACCUCAGCGGGCACUGCCAGUCUUAUUGAUGGUCUCAGCUCAGACUGUCACAGCAAAGAAUCCUUCAGUUCCAACUUGGUGGAAGAAGCCUUCCAAGUCACCCGACACACUAAAGUAAAGGUAUUUUAUCCUCACCACUGAGCCAAUUGUUUUAUGCAUUUAAAGGGACACCUCAAGUGGAAGCUUAAGAUGGUUAUUUUACAAUCAAAUGCAACAAAGUUUACACUGUGUUUGAAGCAUUUAUGGCAAAGUCAUUUCUUUAGACCGAACAAGGCCAACUGUUAAAUGAAGUAUGAAUUGGAUUAAGGGUUUCACAUGUGGUUAUUAGUUCUUUGGAAGUUAAUGGUUCAAGUUACCUGGCUGAUGGUAAAUGCAUUUCUUCACUGUUCCAUCACAGGACAACAAAGGGAAGUCCAACCCAUAGACAUCAUUGCCCCACUGUAAGACACUGACAGCUGUAAUUUUGAGUCGACAGUGCUUUUUGAUUCACUAUACUGGUGUAAAAAAAGAGGGAGGAAAAAAUAUAAUUUCUGUACCAAAUCUGCACAACAACCUUCCUGAAUGCUGUAUUAAUGCAGUAUUUCAAUUAUAUUUGGUGCUGACAUGAAUAACUUGAUAGAUCCUAACUUUCAGAUGACAUGAGAUCUGUACUGUAUUUAUGUUUUCAUAAAACUGUUUAUCAUGAUGAUUUUAUAUGACAAGAGCUUAUUUUUCCUUUAUUGAAUGAAUAAGAAUUAAAUUCAGGUCACUUGCAGGUCUUGUUCGUAUCAAUGAAUUAUUUAUUACCGAAUAAGACACUGAAUAAUGCCACUAGUGAACUGAAAGCUGAUUGAGCCUUUUUUUUUUUUACAUUUUUUUCUAUACUUAAAGUAUCAGCUGGAUUUUUGUCACAUUAAAUUCACUUGAAUUCUU